AUGAGGCCUUCGCUUCGGGGUGGAUGGCUGUACCCCCUCCUCUUCGCGCUCAUCCUUUUGGCGCUCGCUCAUGGUGCGCGUGUCGAGCCUGACGUGGGAAGCGGCAGUCUGUUGCAUGUGAGCGGCGUAGAGGCCUCCGCCCAGGCUACGUCGGUGGCAGACGUGCGACGCUUCGUGGAGAACUACCGCGUCCUGAAACGAAUCAUCCCGCACUACUACGCCUCGUUCACGCACACCGGAGAUAUAAUCUAUUUUCUGGGCCUGAACGGUCUCGACAUGUCGGUGCUUGAAUCGAACAAGAAAGUGACGCAGCUGGACAUGGAGCAGCACCUGCACUUUGUGCGGCAGAUUGUCUGGGAUUGCUUGAUUUCGUUUGACUCGCAACCCAUCAUGUACAUGGUCGUGGAUCUGCGCGGGCUGCAGGUCGUGAACGCGUGGUCGAAGAGAAACCGCAUGUUGACGCAGCUCCUUCGAGCGAUUCGCGACAAGACAUUCACGCGGCGUUUCCACCGCGUCCAGGUGGCGGCGAUCUCUGAAAGCCGCAUCGCUCGCACGAUUGUUGAAAUGAAGCGCCACAAGUUUCCAGUGGGGACCGACGUGCAAGUCUACCCUUCGUUCAGCGCGUUCAUUGAACAAAACAAAGACAUCACCGCCGACGUCCUCCCGCGAGCCUUCGGCGGCUCCGCCGACGUCGAGCUCCCCAACGGAGGUCUCGAGUACAUGAUUUCUUUCUUCGUCGAAGAAAUCCUCGCGCGCCGACCGGCUGCGCUCUACGAGUGCUACGAGGCGCGCGGCCUCAAUGCGGCGGGGAAGUGA
This is a messenger RNA of Besnoitia besnoiti, 816 nucleotides long. RefSeq lists its product as uncharacterized. Bases 1 to 816 code for a protein of 271 amino acids. Lineage: Eukaryota; Apicomplexa; Conoidasida; Eucoccidiorida; Sarcocystidae. The record is from RefSeq and is a predicted model, not a curated record. The transcript is spliced from 2 exons.